AUGCGGGCGGGGCUGAGCACGAUCCUCCAGACGCUCACGCCGGACGCGGCGGGCGUUCUGAACCAGUCGAUCGGAGAGGCGGCUCGCCGGAGUCAUGGCCAGACGACGCCCCUGCACGUCGCCGCCACGCUCCUCGCCCCUCCGGCGGGGAUCCUCCGGCAGGCCUGCGUCCGCUCCCACCCCAACACCUCCCAUCCUCUGCAGUGCCGCGCCCUCGAGCUCUGCUUCUCCGUUGCGCUCGAUCGCCUCCCCUCGCUUGGGGGAGGGGUUAAUUCCGGUUCGGCGGGUAGCGCCUCCGAGCAGCCGCCCAUCUCCAACGCGCUCAUGGCAGCGCUGAAGAGGGCGCAGGCCAACCAGCGCCGCGGAUGCCCAGAGCAGCAGCAGCAGCCGCUGCUCGCCAUCAAGGUGGAGCUCGAGCAGUUGAUCAUCUCCAUCCUCGACGAUCCCAGCGUAAGCCGCGUCAUGCGCGAGGCCAGCUUCUCCAGCCCCGCCGUCAAGGCCUCCAUCGAGCAGUCCAUCGCCGCCUCCUCCGCCGCCACCUCCGCCAUCGCCACCACCACCACCGCCGCCGCCGCUGCCGCCACCCCCACCACCUCGCCGACCAGCAAUUCCCCCAUCCCCGCCGGCGGCCUCCUCGCAGGUCUCGGUUUUCGGCCCUCUCCGGCAGCCCCGGGGAUCCCACUCCUCCCCGCCAACAGGAAUCUCUACGUCAACCCCCGUCUGCAGCAGCAGGCGAAGAGCACCGCUCCCGCCCCCGCCGCUGCUGCUGUCGCCCCCGCCGGGGAGGAGAGGGAGGAAAUCAAGAAGGCGUUCGAUGUAUUGCUCAGGAGAAGGAAGAGGAACCCGAUCCUGGUGGGCGAUUCCCAGCCGGAGGCUGUCGUGAAGGAGCUGCUGCAGAGGAUGCAGAAAAAGGGGAUCGGACAUGGCUUCUUCCCCCAGAACGUGGAGAUAAUCUCCGUGGAGAAGCGAUUGGCCGCCGGCGGAUCUCAUAUCCCUUCCAUGCUGCAGGAAUUGAGCGAUUCCAUCGACCGCCGACUUAACGAGGCCGGCUCCGCCGCCGUGGGGGUGGUCCUCGAUCUCGGGGAUCUGCAGUGGUUGGUGGAGAAAGCCGGCGGAGGGGUCAGCGCGGCCGUGGUCGCUGGGAUGAAGAAUCUCCUGGCGAGAUUCUCUGAAGGUGGUGCCGCCGCCGGGAGGGUCUGGCUGGUCGGUUCCGCCACCAGCGCGACGUAUCUCCGCUGCCAGGUUUACCAUCCGAAUAUGGAGCUCGACUGGGACCUGCAAGCCCUUCCCAUCGCCGCCCGCUCUCCCUUCACCUCCUUGCCCGGACGGUACGCCUCUUGAAUCUCUGUUCUUCCCCUCCAUUUUCUUCUUCCUCUAGUGUUUGCGAGAUCGAUAGGUAGAGAGCUAGAUAGGUAGAUAGCGAGAGAGAGAGAGAGAGAGAGAGAGAGAGAGAGAGAGAUGGCUGCAAGAUAUUCUAGUCUCGCCGAAGGGGAGCAGGACGACAAUCUCUGCUGCUGCUGCGUUAGGGAGGCAUUUAAAAGGGUCAUUGUUGUUGGGUCUAAAGUGGAAAUCGUUAGAUAGAUCUUCGAGGAACUGUUCCCCUUCUCCCGUGGGAAGCUCAGCUGUUUACCAAGAUUUUCCCCUUGGGCUUUAAUCUUCGCUCGUCUCUUGAUCUUCAGCCUCGGGAGCAAUGGAAUCUCCGGCGGAUCUGCGGGCUCGCCGGGGUUCCUUCCCAUCGUCAACGGCAACGGCGGCAGCCCUCCGGCGAGACGCCCCCUGGAGAAGCCCGAGACCCCCUGGAGCGAGAUGUGCCCCCUCUGCAAGGACAGCUACGAGCACGAGCUCGCCAAGCUCGUCGCCAUGGAAUUCGAGAAGUCGUCCGACUCGCAGAAGCCUCUGCCGCCAUGGCUGCAGCUCGCCAAGCUCAGCAGCGGCGACACCACCAGUCCCACAGCGACCCAGUCCCAGGUUGGAUCGAAAUUGAUACAUAAGAUCACCCAGUUUCCGGGUGUGACUUUCUCCCUGGCACGCCCGUUGACAUCUUCCUUCUCCCGGCCACUGUUACAGACCAAGGAGCAGGAGCUCUUGUGGAAGAAGACGACCGAGGAGCUGCUGAAGAGAUGGAGCGAGACUUGCCAUCGUCUCCAUCCCAACAAUUCCCAUCCACCGGCGAAGCUUCAGCCUGCUCCGGCGAGCAACCCCGUCGGCCCCCGGCCGGGGAGCCCCGUGGGGACGGACCUCGUCCUGGGAUGCACCAAGAAGUCACCGCCGACGCCGGCGAAGAUCGCCGCCGAUCACAGAGAGAAGGUUGCCGGCGGCGCGGUGGUGGAUUACGACUCCUUCAAGAGGCUCUUCAAGGGCCUCACCGAGAAGGUCAGCUGGCAGCAGGAAGCGGCCUCCGCGGUGGCCACGACGGUGAUGCACUGCAAAUCCGGCGGCGGCGCGAGGGGCGGCACAUGGCUGCUCUUCCAGGGCCCCGACCGGAUGGGGAAGAAGAAGAUGGCGGCGGCACUGUCGGAGCUCGUCUUCUCCAGAGACCCCGUCACCGUCUCCUUCGCCGGCCCGAGGGCCGACGGCGUGAGCUUCCGGGGGAGGACGGCAAUGGACCGAGUGGUUGACGCCAUACGGCGGAACCCUUUCUCAGUGGUGGUCCUCGACGGCGUUGACUCCGCCGACAUGCUCGUUCUGGGGAGCCUUCGCCGGGCCAUGGAGAGUGGCCGCUUGCCGGACUCCCACGGCCGGGAAGUCCCCAUGGGGAGCACCAUCUUCGUCCUCAUCUCCGGCGAGUCCACCACCACCGCCGCCGCCGGCGAGGAGAAGCUCCUCGCCGCUGCAAACUCCGGCUGGCAGCUGGAGCUGGCGGCGCUGGAGAAGCCCGGGAAGCGGCGGGCCGAGUGGUCGCCCGAGCAGAGCUGGCCGGCGAAGCCCCCGCGGAUCUCCCUCGACCUGAACCUGGCGGCGGGCUCCGACGAGGACACCACCGAGGGGUCCCUCAACUCCAGCGACCUCACCGUCGAGCACGACGCCGUCGACUGCAAUGGGAAGCUCGCUGUCGGCCCCGGGGGCAACAACAGCGACAACAACAAGAUGCGGCUCCUGGCGGGUGGAUCGUCGUCGUCGUCGGCGUGGGAGAUGCUCCGCUCCGCCGUCGACGCCACCGUGCCCUUCAAGCCCGUGGACUUCGGGGAGGUCCGCCGGAAGGUCUCGGAGACGAUGACAAGGAAUUUCAGGGCGGCCGCCGGCGAGUGCCGCUCGCUGGUCAUCGACGAGGAAGCCAUGGACCGGCUCGUCGGCGGCCUCUGGUUCGGGUCAACGACCGCCGCCGCCUUCGAGGAGUGGACGGAGACAGUCAUGGUGCCGUGUUUCCGACAGCUGAGGCGGUACUCGGCGGUGCGGCUCUUGCCGGUGAAAGAGGGCUAUAGCCGGAGAGACGGCGGCGCCGCUACGGCGGGCGGGCUUCCGACGCGGGUGAGGGUCGCCGCCGACGGGCUGUGCGGGGUCCCAUAG
Messenger RNA from Spirodela intermedia, 3507 nucleotides. The record is from the annotation of a GenBank genome assembly. NCBI's taxonomy places the organism in Eukaryota, Viridiplantae, Streptophyta, Magnoliopsida, Alismatales, Araceae.